UUUGUGAUUUUGCCAUUCUUGAAUUCCAACCCAGCAACAAAUGCCAGGCACAAGCAGCCGACGCAGCGUGCUGGAUAGCAAGCGCCACUUUCUGAACAAGCGCUUCCUUCAGCUCUCGCAGCAGGCGACCGAGUCCAUGGGAGCGCGCGACCGAUCCGAGAUGGGAGACCUCGAUUUUGCCCGACUUGAAGAAAUUGUCCGCAAGAUGCAAACAGACUACGCGUCGGUCGUCGAAAAUACCAACAAGCUCCUGCGUCCCAAAAGCCUCCGCCAGUCGGUGCUCAAGUUCGCCGAAGUGAUUGACCGCCAUGAAAUCGACAAGACACGACUUGGAAAGCUCGGUCAGUCGAUGGUGCAGUCUGGCCAAGACAUUGGCGAGGAGUCCACCUUGGGUGCCGCGUUCGUGCUGUGCGGAAACACCGAACGCCAGCUGUCCGAGGCGUGGCUUCAGUUUGAGCAGCAAUCCGGCAAGCGCUUUGUCGAGCCAAUGACCGUCUACGCACAAACUCACCUGAAGGAGUUGCAGCAGCAGCUGAAAAAGCUCGAAGCCGAUCGCCUCUACGUGGAUGCCAACAAGCAAAAGGCCGAAUCGGCACGUCGAGGGCUUGGCAUCAAGUCCAACGUCGUGGAUGUCUCUGUGCUCAAGCACCGCGAGGCCAAGGUUGACCGCCUGCGCUCCGAACAUUUGACCAAGUGCGACGCCGCGCGUGCUCAGCUGGAGCACUUCUUCUACGACAUGGAGGACGAUCAGUUCUUGGUGUUGAUGUCCUUCAUCGAGGAGCAGAUGAAGUUCUUCCAGAACGGUCUGGAUAUUUUGUCCAAGCUGGCAGGCCAACUCCAGGCCAUCACGCAGCAACCCGUGACCUCCAUUACAGGCACCGAACGUGCGGCGCCAGCUUCCAUCCGUCGUGCGCGGGUUCUCUACGACUAUUCUGCCAAUAGCGACGACGAAUUGUCGCUGGCCGCUGGCGAGAUUCUCAGUAUUUCCAGUGAUGCACAAGGCGACUGGCUGGAAGCUACGAACCAGGACGGCAUGACUGGCCUCGUGCCGAGCAACUAUGUUGAGUUGCUCGCAGACGCUGAGGCAGCAGAUGUCGGUGUGAGUGACUCGAGCCGCGCUCAAGUCGACGGGCAACAGUCCGGCCAGAGUCGGAUUGCCGCGCCAGGAUUGCAACAAGGGUCGCAAGGCAUGGCGCCCAGUCGCUCGCCCACAUCGGCUCAGCACUCUACAAACAUGCCACGUUCAGCAACGCAGAGCCAGACGCCGCAGCAAGCGUCCUUGCAAAUCCCCAACACGGGGCACACGGACGUGACUCGUUCGCGAAGCAACACAGACACACGCGCUCAGGAGGCUUCGGCGAUUGUGACGACGGCGUGCGACUCCAUGCUGCGUAACUUGGGGGACACGCAGGCGUCCAUCGCUGCAGUCGAUCAAACUGCCCCGAUCAACCCCCACCCGGUCGAGGUGGUUGUCGGCAACCGCGACGCUCUCAUGCAGUAUGCACAGGAGCUCGUUGCACGUUGCAAAGCUUUCAAGGCUGCCGGCAUCGAUGCCAUGUCCCAACCGGACGUCUUUUCGCAGUCCAGUGCCCAGUGCGACCGCACUCUGACGUUGCUUGGCGAGUCGGCUGCUCGUCUUGCCCAAUCGCUCGGCUCGGCGUCCGAUCGCAGCCGCCUGUUGUCACGCAGUCAGGCACUCAUAACCACAAUUGCCGCCUUGGUUCAGGCCAUUCGUCUCGGAGCCGAAACUGCGGCUGGCAGCGGGCAUGUCACGGACUUGACCGAGUUUGUGCGUGAGCCCGCCAAACAGCUGGUUCAGAGCAUUGGCGCGCUGCUGGAUGCAAUUGACAACAUUGCGAUUGCACCCACGCCGCAGCCCAGCGGCUCUGAAGCUCUGUCGUCGCUGAAUGAAGCGGAACGCGCUCUCCAUGCAAUGGCUCUCGACGUCAAGCGCGACACGGAAGCCAUGCAGUCGCUGACCGCCCCGAGCUCGGCGGCCGCGUUGGCUGCUGCGGCUGCAGCUGCGUCGCUGUCUGUCGAUCGCAACAAGCCCAAGGCUUUUGAAGCCAAAGUUACUUUUGAGUUGCUCGGAGGUGCGGGCGAGCUUGGAACCUGCGUCACGCAGCUGAUUUCGGCCGCCAUUGAGGCGCAACGUGCGAUUGGCCCGUGUGCCAUGUCGCAGCCCUACUUUGCGGUGGGAGUCUGGUCGGAAGGUCUGGUGUCCGCCGCUCGAGAGGUGGCCGAGUACACGAGCAUGCUCCGGGCUGCGGCAGAAGGUCUCUCCAAUGGCACCCGUCCGCUCAUGGACUUGCCGGCUUCGGCACGGGCGGUGGCGGCCGCAACCAUGCAGCUAGUGCUCGCAGGGUCGACUCGCAACCCCAACCAGGCUGUUCAGCUGCGCCUGCACGAUGCCGGCGCAGCUGUUCGGCACGUGUGCGACAAGCUGAGUGCGGCUCAACUUCAGCAGACAAUCAGUCAGAUGCCUGCGGAUUCUGCUCCUGCCAUGUCUGCCUCCUCGCUUGCCGCUCAACGCGCAGCGGAGCUGGAAGCUCGUUCCAAGGUCCUACAAAUGGAACGCAACCUCGAAAAGGCGCGUGAAGACUUGCACUCGGUGCACAAGGCCAAAUACGUUGGCAGCACGACUCUGCCACGCGCCGAAACCCCUCCGUCAGCUGCUGACCAAGACCUGAUGGAUCGCUUGGCGCGCCUUCGUCAGCAGUGAGAUUUUGCGGCCGCUUUUUGUUGUGAUAGUUUGUAUUGUGUUUGUAAAAAAAGUAGUAGCCUGAUGAAAAAGUGAGUUUGCUGUUUUUUGCUGUGAUUUGCCGUGUUUGUGCUUCUGAAUGCAUCAUUCCCUCCCA
Capsaspora owczarzaki ATCC 30864 is the source of this 2858-nucleotide messenger RNA. RefSeq lists its product as hypothetical. The record is from RefSeq and is a predicted model, not a curated record. Gene Ontology annotation, cellular component: actin cortical patch; clathrin-coated vesicle; cytoplasm. Gene Ontology annotation, molecular function: actin filament binding; clathrin-cargo adaptor activity; clathrin light chain binding. Gene Ontology annotation, biological process: clathrin coat assembly; endocytosis; actin filament organization. Bases 41 to 2722 code for a protein of 893 amino acids. NCBI's taxonomy places the organism in Eukaryota, Filasterea, Ministeriida, Capsasporidae. The transcript has 3 exons.